Pseudophryne corroboree (corroboree frog) is the source of this 2411-nucleotide messenger RNA. It is a transcript of the gene RPS19BP1, whose product is annotated as ribosomal protein S19 binding protein 1. Gene Ontology annotation, cellular component: nucleolus. Lineage: Eukaryota; Metazoa; Chordata; Amphibia; Anura; Myobatrachidae. Gene Ontology annotation, molecular function: enzyme binding. Bases 20 to 595 code for a protein of 191 amino acids. The transcript has 4 exons. The record is from RefSeq and is a predicted model, not a curated record.
AGUAGCCGUGGCUCUGAUAAUGUUACGACGCUCGGCUGCAUCACGUGGUGCGGAAGUUGUAGUACCUGCUGCUGGAACAUGGAGAAUUGCACGUGUGGUCUUUGACUCUGAGCCUGCUUGUGUGCCCGACUCUGUACUGGAUAUGUCCGCGGCGCUGCUUAGGAAAGGGCUGGAGCUGCUGGGCCCGGCAUCUAGCGGUCAGAAAUGCCCACGUUUAAAGAAACAUUCAGGAAGAGAAAGCCAGAAUAGAACUUUAAGCAGUCACAAAACCGGAAUGAGAAAACAGCUCCGUAGACUGAAGCACCAGGGGCUGCCACAGAAACAGAGAGCAACAGCCAAAGACAGAGUAAUAAAGUCUGCAGUAGAGGAGUAUAUGAAGCACACGGCGCAGGACCAUCUGGAGCAGAACCUCCGGUACAUGCUUGGUUCCCGCACUGCUACAAAAAAUGAUGUUGUCAGUAAGGUCUUGAAUCACCACCGUGGGCGUAAAGCAAGAGACCGGCAAAUGAAGAAGAAAAAGCGAGCACAGGAGAAGUCUGUGUUCUCUGAUGCAGACUUCAAACGUUUUGAAAAGGAGUACUUUGCGGGCAAAUAAUUUGGGCAGCAAAGAAAGGGGACUGUUGCUGGCAGAUGCCAUAGUCUGUUUCUUCCUGUAAGCCAACUGCGUGACUUUGUUCCUUGUCGCAGGAAAAGUUUAAUCAAAACAGCAGCAGAACAACAAAGUAUUAGGAGUAAAUGUUUCUGGACUUUGUAUCAUGCAACAAUUGCACCAGCAUUUGUAAACCAAUAACACCUUACCAUCAUAGGUGUGCGCAGCACAUUUUAUUUGUGUGUGCACCAGCAUAGGGGCAUGUCUAACACCACCUAUUGGGCGAAAAAGAGGAUGGAGUGCAGAAUGGGAUGGGUACGUGGGACUGACUGUCAAUCUCAGAAUGCAGGCGCUGGCAUGUGAACAAGAUUAACAACCUGUUACUUAAAGCAUGUUCACUAGAUCGGUAUUACAACUGUAAACAUACAAGCUACUGUAGGCAGCAUCCCUCACACCCCAGAACCCCUCUCAGUACAACACCCCUCCCCUCUCAGUACAGCACCCCUCUCCCCUCACAGAUCCUUACAGCACAGUAUCCUUCAUGGCUCCUCUUUCCCCUUAUAUCCCUCUUCUCCCUUCACAUACAGAACCUGCUCCAUACAGGGGCCAGUGAUCGUCAUGGGCAGGCUAGAAAUCACUCCGUGCAGCUGUGGGCACUGUCAUGUCGGGAGCUGGGCUGAGAUGAGAUGGUGCUUCCACAGUGUGUGUGGCUGCGUAAAAUAGAAACAUAGAAUUUGGCGGCAGGUAAGAACCACUUCGCCAAUCUAGUCUGCCCAUGUACACUUUCAUUAAAACUGUGACAUGAGGGCUACACAUCCCACUGCCUGCAGACGCUUUAUCUAUAAAUUAUAGACUUUAAUGCAUGUAACUACCACAGUCCUGACGCCACCACCUGAUUUUACCUGACCUGCAGGUAAAAGCUGUGAUUACCUUGGGUCCUAGAAGCAAUAACAGUAGACCAGUGGGGAAUCCCAGGAAGGCCAAUCUAUUCCCCGCCCCCUUGAGCUAUGCAUGCAUGACAGGUGACUAGUCUUGGCUGUGGGAUUGUCAGAUUCUGGGAUACCCACCGUGCCCCCGGAUGACUCCGUACACCCUGGUGACAGCAGACAAUGGCCUGGCUGGGAUGAAGCAGCCUCUGCUGCCAGUUCCAGCAAGGGCUCGUGGUAGUGAGUCCUGGAACCCAGAAAGGUGCUAUUUUCCAGUGAUCACUACCGCUUUCUGCUGACACCUGGCCUGGAAUUCCCCUCAUCCAGGUGAUGGGCACCUCAGAGCCAUUUUCCAGCGCCCCAACUUCUGGACCCGUGGCUCGGUUCUGUAGCACAGAACAGAAGUGGCUUUUACCCUGAUUGGCUGUUCCGUGCAGUCCCCGAUGUGUCAGCCGGGAAAGGCAGCCAUACUAUGCGUAAUUGGCCCGCUACAUGCAAGGGGGUGGAGCCUUGGUAAAGGUGCAGGGCCUAUCGGGACCCCUGUUCACAUUACUGUACAGGGGCAUGCCUAGCAGUCUGAGUAGCUGGGCUGCCCUUAGGUGCUCACGUGUGUGUAUUCUCCCCCUUCCCCACCAGCACCACCUCUGGUAUUGUCCAGGGGAAAUAGUGGGACAGUUGGGAGGUAUGCAGCCGGUACUUGCCAGGGCUGAUGCAGCUUUUAACAUUGGCACAGCAUCCGAUCUGCUGUGUGGUGAUGUCAGACAUUAGGGUGUGCCUGUGCACUCAAGGCUAUACCCCCCCCCCCCCCCCCACACACACACUUGUGCAUGCACCUAUGCUUACCAUGAAAAUUGCUGUAAUCUAGAUAUCUGUAAAAUAAAAUACAUAUACUAUUA